Dibothriocephalus latus is the source of this 327-nucleotide messenger RNA. The record is from the annotation of a GenBank genome assembly. Lineage: Eukaryota; Metazoa; Platyhelminthes; Cestoda; Diphyllobothriidea; Diphyllobothriidae.
AUGGUGGUCAACUGCGAUGGGCCGCUGAUGCAAAGCAACACUUUUUGGCCUCUCACUUCGGAUCUGAACAAUCUCUUCUCUCACAAGUCAAUUACAGAUAUCUUGAUUGAAGACAGAAAGUUUUUGGUUCUUUGGACUGAUAUUCUUAAAAACAUGCAGUUUAUGAACUGCUUCUCACUGAAGGAGGGGAGUCACAUUGAGUACGAAACGAUGGCCUUCUUCCACGGCCUAACUAUGGAAAUUGAAGUCGGUGUCACAUCAAUGUGGUACAUUUGGCAGCAGUACAGAACGCCGGUACGUAAUCUUUCCAUUUUUUUACUCUUUUAA